AUGAACUCAAUAUCUUCAAUUCCACUUUCUUUCCCAUUUGAUCCAAUUUCAUCAUUAAAAAAUAGUAAUAAUAUAAAUAACAAUAAUAAUAAUAAUAAUAAUAAUAAUAAUAAUAAUAAUAAUAAUAAUAAUAAUAAUAAUAAUAAUAAUAAUCAACAAAUUAAAUCAAAUAAAAGUUUAUUUUUUAAAGAAGAUGGUGACAAUGAAUUUUUAGUAUCAAGAAAAUUAAUUCCACCACCAUCUCUUGUUAUUCAAAAUACUAUCGAAUGUAGUAUUCUUUUAAAUAGUUUAAAUAAUUUAAAUAGUUUAAAUUAUAAUAAUAAUAAAAAUAAUAAUAAUAAUAAUUUUAAUAAUAGUAAUAAUAAUAAUAAUAAAAUUAUUUAUAACAUAACCAAUAAUGAUAAUGAUAAUAAUAAUUAUAACAACAACAACAAUAACAACAAUAACAACAAUAACAAUAAUAACAAUAAUAGAUAUUCACCAUAUUCUAAAAAAAUCCAAACAAGUCAAUUAUUAAAUAAUAAUAAUAAUAAUAAUAAUAAUAAUAAUAAUAUUGACAAUAAUAAAAAUAUUCAAUAUUUUAAUACUGCCGCAUUACAAGAAUUAAGAUCCAUUAUGUUAUUAGAACCAGUUUCACCAUCAUCAUCAGCUUCAUCCUCACCAAGAACUGAUACUUUUAAUUCACCAUCACAAUCACCAGAAAUUAUAUAUAAUAAUAAUAAUAAUAAUUUUGGUAGUAUUAAUAACAAUUAUUAUUAUAAUAAUAAUAAUAAUAACAACAACAACAACAACAACAACAACAACAACAACAACAAUAACAACAACAACAACAACAACAAUAAUAAUAAUAAUAUUUAUAAUAAUAAUAAUAAUAACAAUAACAGUAAUAAUAUUAAUAAUUUAAUUAUUCAAAAUUCAACAUGCGAUUCAUCUUCAUCAACCAAUUCAUCGCCUUUAUCAUCACCAAGUUUUUCAUCAAAUUAUGUUAAUAUAUUUACAAUUAAAAAUAAUAAUAAUAAUAACAAUAGUAAUAAUAUUAAUAAACAAACUGUAAAUAUAAAUUCACCAAAAAAAGUAAAUGUAAAUAAAUCAAAUGAAAUAAUAAAUACUUUAUCAACUUCAAUAUCACCAAUUCCAUGCCCAAUAACGACAUCAACAACAACAACAACAACAACAACAACAAUUACACCAAUUUAUAAAGAAUUAAAAUCAAAACAUAUUACACCAUUACAAAGUUUUUCAUUUAUUUUCCAUAACACAAUUGAAUAUUUAACAUUUGAAAUUUCAAAAAUAAGAAACUUUAGUUCAGCUUCAACAUUUUAUUUGGGAUCACGUUUUCCAAUCACAUUUAAAACCGUUGAAUCAUUUAUCAUUGUUUCAUUAUUUAUAAAUUCACAUUCAUUGGAUAGAAUUUCAGAUUAUUGGAGUACAACUCAAGCAAAAGCAUUCCCAGGUGUAUCUUUAAUUCCAAGAAUACUCUCAAGAAAUAAAUAUUUUGAAAUUAAAUCUUCACUUUCUCAUGUACUCUCAAUUGGUCUUUUGGAUAAUAUUCAAAAUAUUUUAUUUAAUGAUGUAUCUUUAAUUUUAAAAUCAAAUGACUCAAAUAAUAAUAAUAAUAAUAAUAAUAAUAAAAAUAAUGAAAAUGGUGUUGUAAAUAUUUUAAAUAGUUUAAAUAAAGAUUCAAAUUCAACUACAAAUAAUUCUACAACAACAACAACUACAAAUAAUAAAUUUAAAACACCAGUUAAACAUAGAAAUUCAACUAAAGAAUUGGCUGCUUUUAAUUUAAUACUAGAAUAUGGUUUAAGUAAUUCAAUUGAUCUCUUUACAAGUAAUCGUCAAUGUUUUACAACUGUUCCGCAAUUUGUUGAAACUUUAACUGAACAAAUUAGUUCUGAAGAAAAUAAUAAUAAUAAUAAUACUGCCACCAAUAAUAAUACUACCACUAAUAAUAAUAAUAAUAAUAAUAAUAAUAAUAAUAAUAAUAAUAAUAAUAAUAAUAAUAAUAAUAAUAAUAAUAAUAAUAAUAAUAAUAAUAAUAAUAAUAAUAAUAAUAAUAAUAAUAAUAAUAAUAAUAAUAAUAAUAAUAAUAAUAAUAAUAAUAACAAUACUGCUACUAAAUUAAAUAGUAAUAAUGGUAUCUCUGAUAAUCAAAAUCACGUUCUUUUAACAGUACACAAGAAAAAGAUGUGUUUUGGUUGCAAGUAUCCAGUGAAUAGUGCCAAUAAUAAUACUACUACUAAUAAUAAUAUUACUGCCAGUCAAUUAUCAACUCUUAAAUGUUCAAAAUGUCAUUUACAUUAUUGUGAAUCAUGUUUUAAUGUGGCUCAUAAUUAUAUCAAUAAUAUAAAUAAUAAUAAUUAA
This is a messenger RNA of Dictyostelium discoideum AX4, 2364 nucleotides long. RefSeq lists its product as hypothetical. The transcript has a single exon. The coding region runs from base 1 to 2364 and encodes 787 amino acids. Lineage: Eukaryota; Evosea; Eumycetozoa; Dictyosteliales; Dictyosteliaceae. The record is from RefSeq and is a predicted model, not a curated record.